Molecule: messenger RNA, 684 nt
Organism: Hevea brasiliensis (rubber tree)
Lineage: Eukaryota; Viridiplantae; Streptophyta; Magnoliopsida; Malpighiales; Euphorbiaceae
Product: protein translation factor SUI1 homolog
Exons: 2
Coding region: 171-509 (112 amino acids)
Biological process (GO): translational initiation
Molecular function (GO): translation initiation factor activity; RNA binding
Source: RefSeq, a predicted model, not a curated record
UUUAGCUCUUGGUCCAACCUGUCAUCCAAUCCGAAACCGACCCACGCACUCCCUCCCUAUAAAUAGCUCACAGCACUAAUUUUUUAUUUUCAUUCUUGCAUUCAGAACUUGGCUCCGAGUUUGCUCUCUUCUUUCUCAGUAAUCAUUCGAGUUAUCGUCGAGCAAAGUACAUGGUUGAUCUAGAAGUCCAGAUUCCUACUGCUUUUGAUCCAUUCGUUGAGGCCAAGGAUACAGGUGCUCCUGGGGCGAGAGAGUAUGUUCAUAUCCGCAUUCAGCAAAGGAAUGGAAAGAAGAAACUGACGACAGUUCAAGGGCUACCCAAAGAAUUCAGCUACGAGAAGAUCCUCAAGGCUUUGAAGAAGGAAUUCUGUUGUAAUGGGAAUGUUGUACAUGACAAAGAGCUUGGCGAGGUAAUCCAGCUCCAAGGAGAUCAACGAAAAAACGUUCAGAGUUUCCUUAUUAACGCUGACCUUGUGAAGAAGGAACAUAUCAAGAUACACGGUUUUUAGAUCUUCUGUGGCUUUAUGAUCUCAGCUGCUAUUGAUGUAUGUGUAUGGUCUAGGGACCCCUAAAAGGUAUUUAUAAUUUGUUACUAUUGAGUUGGCUUGAACUUGCUUUCUCUUUUCAGCUUCUUGUACUUUAAUCUUUAAAUAAUGGGAACUGCAGCGAGAUGUAAUUCUGAAC